Messenger RNA from Xyrichtys novacula (pearly razorfish), 3983 nucleotides. The record is from the annotation of a GenBank genome assembly. NCBI's taxonomy places the organism in Eukaryota, Metazoa, Chordata, Actinopteri, Labriformes, Labridae.
UGGUCCAUAAUGGUACAUGCAAGCAACGCUAGAGUGAACACUCACUUCCUGAAACUGAGUUGGGAGAUGACGAUAUUUUGAUUUUAUGGUAAUCUGUAUCAUUAUUAUCAUUAAAUGUGGCUGUCAGUCGAAGUCUUGCCUUUUACCCUUAGCUCAGCUCAGGCUCGUGUACUUUAGUGAUAUUAAUCUGUGCUUUUUAGUCAGACAACAUCAGUCUAUUCACAUCUUUCUUGUGUUAAAGCCAGUAAGCUAGCUAUAGAAGCUAAUUCAACCAGCCUCCUCAGAGUUAGUCGGCUGUUUCAUCUGCAGGGCUUCGGUUAAUUCGGUCGUUUCCGUUGUUAAAAGGUUAUUUUAACACAAAGUGACUGCCUUUCUUACACAGAGUCAAGUCAUGAGUGCAGAAGACCCAAACCCCGCCGCCACACCCACUCCCUGUGAAGACACCCAGGGAGAUGGACGAUGGAUGUCUCUGGUGUGUGAAUUACUCGCCUUAUACGCUUUACAUAGUUAUGCAUUUUCAGUGUUUCACGAUCUGCAUGCUCGUAUUUAGUUUGGCACAUGAAUGGCUGCAAUCUCACAUUGUUUUCAAUGCAGUUUUCUCCCCUGAUCCACACUGAGGUUAAAACAAAACAUACACUUAAUGUUAAUGUUUUGAGUUAACCUGCAUAGAUAAAGUCAAUCAGAAAGGAAUCUUGUUUAAACUAGCAGUUUUCUUUUGUUGUUUCACAAUCUGCAUGCUCGUAUUGAGUUUGGCACAUGAAUGGCUGCAAUUUCAGUGUUUUUAAUGCAGUUUUCUCCCCUGAUCCGCACUGAAGCUGAAACAAAACAUACACUCAAUGUUAUCCCACCGAGCAAUUUUUGGUCUAAAAGAGGUCUAAAUGUAGCCUAGACGACUGGUCUAAAAUCAGGCUACCACAGGUCUAAAAAUUAAAGUUUUUAGACAUCUGAAUUUAGACCAAGUUUAGACUUGCCGGCUAACAGAGGUAUAACUGUAUUUUGCUCAACAUCUAUCAUAAUUAUUUUGGUUCAGUACUUGGAGAUCAGUUAUGCAACUCACAGUUGCUUUUUGAAAUACAUAGUUAUUGAAUAUGGGUUAAAUUGCAACGACUAAAUUCUGUCUAAAAAUAUACAGGUUCUAGACGGUUAAAAUUAGGUCUAGAAAAAAACUAGACGUCUAAUAGCCGUCUAUUGCUCAGUGGGAUGUUUUGAGUUAACCUACACAGACAAAGUCAAUUGGAAAGGACUUUUGUUUAAACUUGCAGUUUUCUUUUGUUGUUUCAUAAUUUCUGUGGGAUUAUGCAAUAAGUCAAAGACUGUCUUUACUUUGUAUAAAAGCUGAUGUUUCCCACCUCAAGAUCCAAAUAACAAAAUAUAUAACAGGCGUAUUGUUGUUUUUAUGCAACUGUAACAAUUAUUUAGUCGUAUUUAGUCAACUGAGUCAAGCCUCUAGAAAGGCCCAUGGUGUAAUUGUACAUAAAAUAUUUCAGUCUACCUAAUACCUUUUUCCUUUUUUUUUCAUUUUUUUGUCUAUAGCACAACCGUUUUGUGUCUGACAGCAAAGACAAAGAGCCGGAUGUUCUGUUUGUUGGAGACUCUCUCGUUCAGCUCAUGCACCAGUUUGGGGUAAAACACUCAUGACUAAUGAGUCCUAACACUCACACUAAUGUUCCAUAUGCAGAGUUUUUUAAAAACUUGAUUUGUCGUCUUACAUAUCUCUUCAGUUUGGGUAUCAACACAUAGGUUUCUCUUUUGCAGGUUUGGCGGCAGCUGUUCUCUCCCCUUCACGCUCUUAACUUUGGUAUAGGUGGUGAUGCAACACAACAUGUGCUGUGGAGACUGAGCAAUGGCGAACUGGAUAAUAUCAGCCCAAAGGUUCCAAUCACAGCUAAAAAUAGAGAACAUUACCAUGCUUGUUCAGUAAAACAGUCGAUCCAUUGUGCCUACAUUAAACUUCCAGGUAUACUGAUUCCAAAGUAACAAAAACAUGAGUUCAAUCACACAAUCCUUUCUGUUUUGUUCUGCUGCAGGUCGUUGUGCUUUGGGUAGGCACUAAUAAUCACGGUCACACCGCUGAACAAGUCUGUGGAGGCAUCAUGGCUAUUAUCCAAAUCAUCAAGAACAAGCUCCCUCAUGCCCGGACACUUGUGCUAGUAAGUUUUCUUCCUUGUACAUUCCUCAAAGGAGGGAAAUGUUUAUCUGCACACUCAUUGUUAAAAAUGACAAACUAAUUGAUAUCACUGUAUUCAAGAUUUGUCUCCAAUUUUUUAGACAUAGGAAAACAAUUGACUUUAGGGUUCAAUCAGGGGAGAGAAAUUGUUAACUAGCAUUUGCUGAAGAUUAACUUUCGAUGACUGAACUUUUGUGAGAUGUGAGGAGGCUUAGAUAGAAGUGAAUUUAAAAUACAGGACUGUUUGUUGCUGCGGCACAAAAGUUACUGAGUUUCAGUUUAUGUGUGAAAAUGUGGUGUUGGGUUGAGUUACGUAAUUUUGGCAGUCAUUCCCUUUUAUUUGUAAUAUCAAACACCAAAAGAUUGCUACAAUGCUACAAGCAUUUCCUUUUCUUAACAUAUAAUAUCAUUUGAUCUUGUUCCAGAGCGUACUGCCAAGAGGCAAACUGCCGAACCCUCUGCGGGAGCGAAAUGCCAAGGUAAACAAGCUGGUCCAAGAAGCUGUAUCGUCCCUCCCUCACGCCUCAUUCCUUAAUGUGGACCCAGGAUUUGUCCACUCUGAUGGUAACAUCUCCCAUCAGGAUAUGUAUGAUUACCUUCACCUGACCCCCCAGGGCUACCAGGCUGUAUGCGAAGUCGUGCACGCCCAUCUUACAUCCAUGCUAGACAAGCCUGCAGAGAAUUGAGCCUAAAGAUAGCUUACACUACAGCAGUAGUCCUCAUCCCUGGUCUCCAAAGAGCAUCCCAGUCAGCCCAGACACACCGUCAUUGAUGGGUAGAAUCAAUCAGUAAGGGCUAAGAGCUGUGAAAAUUGUCCUCUUCGUGGCCAGGGUUGGUGACCAUUGUUGCACAUAAUGGGACCAUAAAGCCUUUUUGUGUUUAUGAAGCAGUCAAAGAUUUAAUUUGCUGUGCUAUGGAGAGAAAAAGUCUUCCCCAAAGUCUCAGUCCGCAUCCAAUUUACCAGGUUUCUGUGUUUGAAGUGUCAUUCCAUACAGGGUUUACUGAAAUCCUCUGCCCCCUGAUACAAACAGUGAAGAUCUGAAGUUAAACUCUCGUGAAAAGACGUUUGAGCUUGGUCCCUCAGUAAAGAUAUGAAGUUGCACCUGAUUGAAAAACUUUAUUCAGAUCAUUUCUUUGGCUGCAGCUCUUAUGAGACUCUCCAAGUCUAAUUUUUCUAAGAAAAUGCUUUUCAGAAGAAACCGUUUAUAACAUAAUGCACUGUCCUCCCAAAGCUACUGGAACAGAAGGUAGUCAGUCGGAAAAUGAUGUGAGACUUUUGCUCUUUAGUUACCAUCAGAGAAUAUGAGAUGUAAGAACUGCCCUUUCCAGAAAGUUGUUGUAAUUUGUCAUUUUGGUUUCUCAGUUUCUCUACGUUUCAUCAAGUUACAUUUAUUUGGUAAAAGCUUUGUUUACUUUUUUGUGGUGUUUGGUGUCUUUUGUAGAUGUUUUGAAUGACCAAAUAUUUUUGAUUGACUGUUUCCGUCUAUUCUGUCAUGUCAUGUCCUAUAUUGUUGUCCUUAUUGCUUCAUCUAUUGUAACCGCCGCAGAGUUUGAAGUGAGAGACCGGUUUUGUCGCUAACAUAGAUGUACUGGAAUAGGUUUAAAGUUGUAUUGAUAAAUGUGAAACUGCUUCUGCUUCAAGUUUAAUCUCCUCUGCAACAUAACACCCCUAAGAGCAUCUGUAAAGGCUUUACUUCACACUAAAAUGCUUCUUGGACAAUGAUUGUGUUACAGAACUUGAAUUAUGCUUCAGGAUGGCUGGUUGUGCAAGUGAUGGAAGAAUGCAUUAAAUACGAAAACAAGAUGAUUUCAGUGC